GUGCAUUGGCGGGAGAACUACGCCUCCUUCAUCUUACCUGUUCCCAGAAUACGGUUUAGGGUUACAACCAAACCUAGUGAGGAGGUUGACGCCACCCUGCCGACCUCCUUGGUUUCCUUGGCGAGGGAUCCUCGCCUUGUGCUUCGUGAAAUUCUAUGCUGGGAGGACAAAAAUGCUUACACCGAACACGUCAAGGGCGUUCCUGGCUCUCUGCGUUGUCAAGAGAAGAGAACCUGUCGAAGUCAGCGGCUCCAGCCAUCUCGAUAUUUCUGUCUUUCUAUCGCAAAUAUGGAUUCACUCGUCUGGGGGGAUCCUGGUCCUCUCAUUUCGACCGCCUUUCCGCCUCAUAUUCUAACUCAGAUAUUAAGUUAUAUACCCCCUGAGGACCGGAUCCGGAGUUUGCUAAACCUUAUCCGUCUGUGUGGACAAACCAGACGGGUCAAUAUACGUGAUCUUUUGGUUGAACUCUCGCAGUCUGAUAUUAUGCUGUUCUACGGAUGGAUGGCUCAGAAAGCCAACCACCUGUUGGCUGGUCGGCAAAUUAAAGUGGGUGAACAAACUCCUCGCUUCCCUCCGAUAUUAUUCUUCCGUCCCAACAAGCAGGUUAAUGCAUCCCCUGGGAUUUACUUUACCUAUGAUCCCGCCUUUGACUUCACUCUGCUGGAUCUCAAGUACUGCUUUGCACCGGUGCUGGAGUAUAUCCGAUGUCUGGUGGUAGGUUGUCCAACAAUGGAUGUGUCUUUUGAAGACUUUCUGAAUUCCUGGCAGGAAGGCAGGGGUCAUCCAACUCAUGUGAUCACUCCUCCGGAGGAGAUGUGGCGUGUCUGUUCCAGCGAUUCUGCCGUUUUCACACCUGGACUAGAUUUCUUUUGUACUUUUGAAUGUAGGCUUUGUCAACCCUGGUCUCUGGCCUUGCAUUGAGUUCAACUUUUUUUUUAUUAUUUCAG
Molecule: messenger RNA, 947 nt
Organism: Eurytemora carolleeae
Lineage: Eukaryota; Metazoa; Arthropoda; Copepoda; Calanoida; Temoridae
Exons: 4
Coding region: 289-921 (210 amino acids)
Source: RefSeq, a predicted model, not a curated record